AUGCCUGCCGUUUGCCUGGAGGCUUUGGCUGCGGCGUCGUCCAGGGGCAUUACCAUUUCUAUGGAUCUUAAUUACCGGGCAAAGCUGUGGCAAUAUGGUAAAAAUCCAGUGGCGGUAAUGCCGGCGCUGGCAAGCUAUUGCGAUGUUAUUAUGGGCAAUGUAUGGGCAGCGAAUACCCUGCUCGGCAUACCGCUGGAUACCGCGAUAGAAACGGCGCAUAACCGCGACCGCUACCUGGAUCAUGCACAGCAGACGGCGCUGGCCAUACAGCAGUUAUAUCCGCGUUGCAAAGUAGUGGCCAAUACUUUCCGGUUUGAUCAGGGAGAUCAUGGUAUUCAUUAUUAUGCAACGCUUCAUAGGGACGGGCAGGUGUGGUAUUCUCCGGAAUUUGAGACAACAGAUAUCGUUGAUAAAGCAGGCAGUGGCGAUUGCUUCAUGGCGGGACUGAUCCAUGGCCUUUUACAACAACAGGAGCCACAGCAUAUUAUUGACUUUGCAGCUGCCGCAGCUGUUGGUAAGCUGAUGGAGCGGGGAGAUGCCACCCAACAAUCUAUAGCCACCAUUCACAAAACAAUCGCUCAAUAUGCAUAA
Molecule: messenger RNA, 591 nt
Organism: Ostertagia ostertagi
Lineage: Eukaryota; Metazoa; Nematoda; Chromadorea; Rhabditida; Trichostrongylidae
Source: the annotation of a GenBank genome assembly